Messenger RNA from Salvelinus sp. IW2-2015, 10380 nucleotides. Lineage: Eukaryota; Metazoa; Chordata; Actinopteri; Salmoniformes; Salmonidae. The record is from RefSeq and is a predicted model, not a curated record.
GUCGCUGUUUAAACUGGAGAAGUCAUUUGCGCAACUGCAGUGAAGACUUCGCGCGCCGUUUCGCAUAAAUUGUUGAGACACACCUCUAAACAAAAGAACGGAAAGUUUUCAGCUAUUCACGGUCGAAGACGGGAUGUUUUAGCAGAAAUAUUCUAGAUUCACACGACAGAGAACACAGCAAUAUUGACGGACUGGGUUGAGGAAACGUUGAAACGCAAACCAAGCAAGAUAAAUGUUGCCUUAUCGGCUCGCUUGUCAGGACUGUGGUGGGAAGUUUGACACCAUCGGCAGCUUCAAGCAGCAUGUCCGCAGGAAGCAACAUCAACAGCAAGUGGCAGAGCUCUUCCAGACAGAUGAGUACAAAGGUCAAGUCUACUUUGCCGCUAUCUCGGUUCUGGAGCAUCUGGCCAGGAAACCCACAAACACCCAAUAUCCCAUCAUCGGUAUGUGCCUGGUGACAUUGUGUGUGUGUCCAGAGGGGAGGGAUACUUUCUACCUUUGUCACAGUUGUGAGGAGAAGUGUGGCCCAGGACAGAUCAUAGACCACCUCCUCUCCGCUGACCACCUCUCCAACUACUAUAGCUACACAGACCCUGAUGUGUUGAGUUUCUCCUGGAUGCCUAACAUGGAUAUGUUGAACCUCAUACGGCCGCUAGCUGUCAAAGAGAUGGACAAGAAUGGACCUGGAGUGCUACGGGUGCUGGACAUGCCUAAGAGUGUGUUUGUGAAGUUGAAGAGAAGUGGCUACUCUAAAGUCAUGCAGGCCCUGACUCAGACUGACAGGCUGGCUGAGUGUAUCAGAGCUGACAGACCAGAGAGGAUGACUAUACAAGAGUACCACAGAGACCCCAACAGGAAACACCCUCUGCUGGGUCUACAGCACCUGGUGGAGUACUGCUGUGAAGGGCAUGGCCAAAGGAGAUCCUACCUCUGUCAGCUCUGUCGCCUUCCCGUCCCCUCACGGAGGGUCAUCCAACACACACUCAGCUUCGACCACCUCUACUGGUACUUCAAGGUGUGUCACCCCUCCACCCUCCUGAUGAAGGACUGUUAUAAAGAGUACAGCUGCAGGUUCAUCUCCAUGAUCCUGGACCUGGCCAAUCAGGCGCAAGACAUCAGUCAGUCAGCCAAUAAGGAGAUACAGCAAGUUGUGUUGGAACCAGCAGUGUUCUCCUCAGUUGAGUUUUCUGUCUACACAGAGGCUCUGAGGAAGUUGCAGACCAUUAGAAGAGAUCAUGAGGGCAGCCUUAAGACCAGCAUUACACCUGGAGACAAACUGGUUCCUUUCUCAGAAGGGUCAAAGAUUACCAAAGAUGUUACCAUGACUACCGUUGCUGAGGCUGUUCCUAUGGAGACCAAGUCAAGCCCAGAGAAGACCUAUGUCACACCUACAGCUAUUGAGACUGUAGCUACAGCAAGUACUGCUCCAGUUGUUACCACAGCUACUAGCCAGAGAGGGACCUGUCGACUGCACUGUCAGGACUGCAACGUGGUAUGUGAGUCUGUGUCGCAGUACAAGUUACAUGUGCGUCACUGGGAACACAAGAAGAUGCUAGGAGAUAUCUUUGGACCAGGGGACGAGGACAGUAAAGCCUGCAUCCCAUCGUUUACCUUGUAUGAGUACCUCCGGAACCCAGAAAGAACCGAACCAAUUAUUGGUGUCUAUCUGUUGGUGAUGUGUGUGAGUACUGAGUGUUGGAAAAUGCCCUUCUACCUGUGUCACACCUGUCAGGAGAUAAUCCCCGCCAAUCUCGUCAUGACUCACCUCACCUCCACACUCCACCUUCGAAGCACUCUGAUGUACCAGAGUCCGCAGUGUCUGCCAUUCGGGUGGGGGACAGAGAUGGGCCUGGAGGUCCUGAAGACUCUGGCCUGGGAGGAGGAGAGAGUCCGAGGAGAGAGAGAAAAUGUACUGAAGGUGUUUGAUAUUCCUGACAGUGUUUUCCACAGCAUUAAGAUGUCCUCCUACUCCUCUGCCAUGAAGAGACUCAAGAACUUCCAUCGUUAUCUAAAAGUUGACAGGCCGCUGACGUUUUCCGCCCAUCUGAAAAACAAAGACCGGAGGAUUCCUUUGCUGGGUCUGCAGUUCCUGGUUCAGUACAGCGUUACUAGGGCCGGGGCCUCGUCUCCAGGCUGGGGUUUCCUGUGUUUGCUGUGUGAGAGGAAGUUGUCAGACGGACUCAGCAUCGCUCACAUACACAGCUAUGAACACGUCACCACGUUCCUGGAGCGUGCCCAUCCAGGCUCUGUGAAAGAGGUAGAGGAGUCUGAUGAGAGGAGGAGCGAAAUACUGCUGGACCUGGCACAACAGGCUGAGAAAAUACAUGCCAUGGGGCGUCUACAGUUCAUGAUGUUGCAACGCUACAUCAGGGAGUCAGUCAGCUACGAGAGAGCCUUAGUGAUCUUGAAGGCGAUCAAGAAGAGAUUGAACAUGGGAGAACUGAUGCCCCUGCUACCACCUGGCAAGAAACUGGUUCCCACCAGUUCGAUCAGAGACCAGAGCCAGACUACCCCAGAACCUGCCCCUGCAUCUGUAGGAGAGGAGAAACAGACCAGGAAAGAGACUGACAAUGAGACCGAGAUGGACAGGGAGGACACCCCAGAAACCAUUCAAAUGACUCAGGAGACUGGGGUGGAAGUGGACAAACGCAUUGGCAAAGAAACCUGCAGUGACCCCAGUAAAGGCACUGGCAGUGACCCCAGUAAAGGCACUGGCAGUGACCCCAGUAAAGGCACUGGCAGUGACCCCAGUAAAGGCACUGGCAGAGAGACCAGUAAAGACACUGGCAGAGAGACCAGUAAAGACACUGGCAGAGAGACCAGUAAAGACACUGGCAGAGAGACCAGUAAAGACACUGGCAGAGGCACAAUAACAAAAGCUAGUCAAGAAACCAGAAAGGACAGCAGGAGCAGAGGGAAAGAUGAGGCAGAAAAGAUAAUCAAGGAGAAAGAGAUGGAGAGAAAUGUUGAGAAAGAGACUGACAAAAAAGAGACCAGUACAGAGACUGUCAAAAAGUUAGGGAGUAAGACUAGAAACAUGACAGUCCAUGAGACCAGCAAAGAGACUGGGAAAACGACCAGUACAGAGACUGUUAAGGAGACUGAGAGAGAGACCUGUAGAGCUGUUAGUAUAGUGGCCAGUAGAGCCAGCAAUAGAGAGACUAAAAGAAAGCAUGCUAAAAAGCCAGAGACUUGUAAAACACCUGAAAAGAAGACCUAUACUCAGACUGUGAAAGAAAAAACUAAAGUGACUCCUCCCCCCAUCUCCCCUCCAACCACUGAUCUGUGGGAUUUCCUGAAGAAGCCGAACCGAGAGGCUGUGAUUGGUCUGAGUGCACUCAUCGAGUGCCACAGUCACGGCCAGCCCCCCCUCUACCUCUGCCAGGUGUGUGGGUGUAAAGUCUUCCAGAACUGCAUCGUCGUCCAUGUAACCACAGACUGCCACCGACUUUCCUACCUGAGGUCGCUGAAGACAGUGAUUGUCCCCAAAGGGAACCAGCUCCAUAGGAAGUUGAGGAGAGCUGCCUUGAAGCUGGAGAAGACCAUGGGAUAUGGAGAGGCUGAGGUAAUGGAGUUGGAUGCACACACAUACAAUUUUGUGUGCAGAAAGAUCCUUUCGCCAUGGUCAGCCCUGACCCCUCCACCCCAGGUGUCAGAGGUCAGCAACCCCACCAUGACCUCUACAGCUCUGUUGUCCCUACCUGAAUGCCUCCACCAGGACACAGCCUGUCAUCGUGUCAUUAUCAGAGUUGCACAGACAGACAGUGAAGUGUACUUCCUCUGGCCGCUGCUGUUCUCACAGAAACUAGUGUACCCUGAGCUGGCUGCUGAUUGGCCAGUGAGCCCAGAGCUGACGGUGAAGGCGGGGCCUCUUCAUGAGGAGCUGAGAGUGAGAGCUGCAGAACUGGAGGCACAGGAGGGACUAGGACAGCCCACGGUGGUAAAGAGAGAACCUGUUGCUGGAGACACAACCACUACCAAUACUGAAGGGACUGCCCAGCAGAGCCAGAACAGCUCACCUCCUCUCACUGUGAAAGAGGAACCGGUUGACUCCACAGUACCGUCCCAGCCCCCUAGAGGAGAGAAGAGGAACAAGAGGAGGAGCAACCCUGUGGUUGGUGUGAACUUCCUGGUCCAGGUGUCCGACAGGAGAAGGAAACAGUACUACUGUCAGCUAUGUUCUGUCAGGAUGAAACACGCUAUUGCUGAUCACAUGACCAGCCUCAGCCACCGACACAACUAUGUGAGGUUGAAGUACCCUGGUUGGACCUCCAGCCCGGUAGAGAUGGAGAAGAAGCUGUUCAAAAUGGCCGUUCACCUGGAGAAGGUCGACAGAGACGCAGGAAUGGGCAUGCAGAAGGUAGAAGUGGAAGCUGAUGAGUACAAAGAGCUGUUGUCCUUUCCUGUGGAGGAAGCUGUCAGUAAACUGCAAGCCAUCAUCAGACGGCAACAAGAGCCAUGCGAUCUGAGACACACAGCUCCCUCGACCAAUCACAACCCAGAGGAUCUGAGACAGACAGCUCCCUUGUCCAAUUCCGAUGCAGCCCAAGGUCCAGCUCAAGGUUUGUGUGGGGCAGAGUCACGUGAGACCGAGGGAGUGUGUCCUCUCCCUGUCAGUCUAUCAGAGGAGGAGAAUGACCAGACGCCCCAGAGGCUCCUGGUUCAGAUCUCAGUGUUUUUGGGAGAAGACCAGGAACCCCUACAAGUACCUUCCCCGUUCCUCCAGGAUCAGCCAUCUCUUACUUCCAUCCCUCUCCCCCUCUCUACACCUCCCCCUAUCCCCCUCUCUUCCUCAAUCCCUCCCUCCCUCUCUCCCUCAAUCCCCCUUUCUACCUCUCUUUCCACAGUUGUCCUAUCUACCUCACCCUCCCUCUCUUCCUCCAUACCAUCCCACACGCCCUCUUUGUCCACAGAGAAUACGACACACCCCUCCCCUGUCUCUGUCCCUGUUCCUGCACCUCUCUCAGCUCUGAGGAGCUCAACACAUUUGAAGGACUGGGAGACUUCCCUGAGUCCAGAGUGGUGGGAGAGGAAGAGCCCAGAAUGCAGAGAGACACAGAUGCUUCUAGAAAUACCAGACAGACACACUCUUCUGGAAUACUCGGACAGAGACAGACAGGCUCAUCUGGAAUACUCUGAGAGAGUCAGACGGACAGACUACUCAGAGAGAGACAGACAGGCGGACUACUCCGAGCGAGACAGACAGGCGGACUACUCGCGAGCGAGACAGACCAGGCGGACUACUCCGAGCGAGACAGACAGGCGGACUACUCCGAGCGAGACAGACAGGCGGACUACUCCGAGCGCGAGACAGACAGGCGGACUACUCCGAGCGAGACAGACAGGCGGACUACUCCGAGCGAGACAGACCAGGCGGACUACUCCGAGCGAGACAGACAGGCGGACUACUCCGAGCGAGACAGACAGGCGGACCUACUCCGAGCGAGACAGACAGGCGGACUACUCCGGGCGAGACAGACAGGCGGACUACUCCGGGCGAGACAGACAGGCGGACUACUCCGGGCGAGACAGACAGGCGGACUACUCCGGGCGAGACAGACAGGCGGCCUACUCCGGACGACAGGCGGACUACUCCGAGCGAGACAGACAGGCGGACUACUCCGAGCGAGACAGACAGGCGGACUACUCCGAGCGAGACAGACAGGCGGACUACUCCGAGAGAGACAGACAGGCGGACUACUUAAGGGGAAACAGACAGACGGAUUACCUGGCAUCUCAGAGCUUACAUCAGACUACAGAGCACUGGGUGACAGGGCAAGUGACCUCCAUGGACACAAUGCUGUACAGUACUCCAACAGAACCGGACGAAGACCAAGAACACACACAUCAUCACAGUGAACACACACAUCAGCACGGUGAACACGCACACUUUGAGCAGGCCCCAGCAAGCUGGCUCAGUGUUCCACAGGUGUAUCUGCUGCCGGACACACCCGCAGCAAAGAGGGUUGUCGGCCCCAGCCACCUGUCCAAGUACCUGAAAGUGAAGGGCCUUCACAACACAGAACCGAUCAUAGGUCUGGGCAGUGUGGUGGAGUGUAGAGGUAUAUCCCAGGCUACGUUUUUCAUAUGUGUGAGCUGUGCUGAGACUCUCUCCAGUACACACAUCUGUGAACACAUCAUCAGUGCGCAACACCAGCAGUGCUACAUGUUUUCCCAGUAUAGUCCUAUGCGCUGUGAUUGGUUGAGAGAGCAGCAGCAGCCUCCGAGUCCACAGCUCCUCAGGAAGGUCGCUUCAGCACUGUCACAACUGGAGGUGGAUCUAGAUGCACAGGUGAUGCUGCUGGAUCAGAUGUGGUAUAACCUUGUGCAGUCAGCUCCAUUCUACGAAGCCAUGAACAUGCUGCAGGAACAGAAUCAGAAUGCCCUGUGUCUACACACAGCAAGCAGACACCAGCUUUGUCCUCCAGUUGGUCCUGACCCAGCAACGGAGCAGGGCUUUGACCAGAACCACAGAGUGAUGGAUAAACUGACCAUGGAUCAGAUUGAGCCCCAUCAUCCCCUGCAGACAGCAGAUACAGUGGCUGGUAAACUGACUGGAGAUCAGCUGGAGUCAGGCCAGUGCAUACAGACCGCAGACAGACGGCCAGAUAAUCAGAACCCGGAUCAGCCCCAGUUGAGCCAGAGCUCAGAGAGAACAGAGCCAAUCAGAGACCAGACACCACAGAAUCAUAAUUCUGAGCCAAUCAGAGACCAGACACCACAGAACAUUGAGCCAAUCAGAGCCCAGAUGCCAAAGAAUUCUGACCCAAUAAAAUCCCAGACACCACAGAACACUGAGCCAAAAAGAGCCUGGAUGCCACAGAACUCAUCAGAACCACAUCUGGACCAAGACAACACAGUCAUUAUCAAACAGGAGCCUGUGGACCCCAAGAUGGAACCUCAGACCCAUCCUCAGACCCAGCCUGAGGUGGACCCCUUAAAGGAUUCCCUGUAUGGACACAGAGUCCAGUUCUCCCCAGAUGUACAGAACCUGGCUGGUGUGUGUGAGGUGGAGUACCAGGGUACCGUCCUAGGACACAGCCAAGAGGUGACACGUAUAGGAGGGGCCACAGAGAACUCCCUUCACUCCACCAAGAACCUGAGAGACUCCGUCAACAACAGCCUGCCUCUGGUCGGUCUCAGUGCAGUGAUAGAGUGUUGCAGUGAGGGCCAGGUGUCCUUCUACCUGUGUGUGUCGUGUGGCAGCAAAAUUGAAAAAACUCUACUCAUCAGCCACGUCCUCAAAUACAGACACCGACAGAUAUACCUGACAAUGAGGUACCCGUGGUAUUUCCUUGGUGUGGUACCAGCCCGAGGGUUGGCAGAACAGUCCAGACUGAUGCAGAUUGCUAAGGAGGUGGAGGAGCAGAACCAUGAUGAGCCUGGCACGCUACAGGAGGUGAUUCUGGCCCCUGCUGACUUUGACGAGAUCAAACGGAUGCUGUUUGAUAAAGCUGUAUCCCGUUUGCAGGAGAUCUGUAGAGAGCAGAACCAGACUGAACUCCUCACCAUGGUCACCAGCAAACCUGAACCAAUAGUGGUCAAGCAGGAGAUUGUGGAGUGCCAGGUGGUCUCCCAUCAGGCCUUGGGGCAAUUCCUACCGACACAGAGAUGUAGGAGAAACACUGGAAAGCGUUGUUCUAACGUUGAGGGGUCAGAGGUGAGGGGUCAGCAGCAGGUGAAGAAGAGAAAGGUGUCUAGCCCCCCUGAGGGUCACACUGCCCCUGUCAUCUGUCUGUCAUCUCCUGAAGUCACCAAGUCUUCUGACACACACACUGUCAACCAGACACACACCAUCACACCCUCACCCACACAAUCCAACACAAAGCCAAAACUCACACCCUCAUGUACACACUCUGACUCUCAAAAUAAACUUAAACCUUCACGCACACACCCCAAACCCAAUUCAACCGCCCCAGAAUAUACUAGACCCAAACUCAUUCCCCAUUCUGCCACCAAGCCCUCCGGUAUCCCUGCCGACAGCCUGACUGUUGCCAAAGAGUCCUCUAGCAAGAAACCCACUCACACACUGUGCAAACCCACACACACACUAUCCAAUCCCACAAAAACACUCUUCACCAGUAGCCAGAAGCUCACUGACAAACAUUCGGACAAGAAUGAGUCUCAGAAACAUACUGAAAAGGCUAAACCUACUCGCACACAAAGUGAACGCACACACAGAAACCGCACACACACUCGCAAACACAGUGACCUCACAUGCACUGACAAAGCCAAAGACAGACACAGUGACAGGACCAAACGCAGACACAGUGACCGCAAACACACUAACAGACAUUCUGACCACUCACGCUCUCACACCCUCUCUAAGAGACAUAAUCGUAGCUCCAGCCGUUCCUCCAAAGCCUCCCCCAUAGCUAGUCCCUCUGAGCCCCCCUUGCUCUCCCCCUACUCCCCCGCUGCAUUCUCCCCCACCAGAGCCACUUCUGCAGCGAGCCUAAGCCAGGUCAAACCCAGCCAACCAUCCUGCCUACUCAACAAACAACUACCCAAACAGUCCAGCCAACCAACCAAGAGACCCCCCAACCCAACCUCAGCAGUCAGACCUCUCCAGACCCAGGCCAACCCUCCCAACAACACCUCUUACCCCCACCUGCACCCAGCAAGAACCGGACCCAGGACCCCCCCACCCGGACCCAUGACCCCCCAACCUCCGGCCAUCCCUUCCUGCCUCACUCCUCCACCCCAGCCAGAUCCUGUCUACGCCUCUGGGGUUAAGAAGAAGACUUCCAUCGUAGACUGUGAUCAAUUUGUGGAAUACUUUGUCUCUUUGUUGCGCUCCCCCCACUUUCCUCCUGCCCUAACCACCCCAGAGAGGGCAGAGAGCGCUCAGGCUCAUACCAGGGCAACAGGCCCUAACCCUGGAGGGGAGGAGAUGAGGGGUGACUCAAACGGUCAUGCCAUCGCCAUAGUGGCGGCAUUACCCAACCUGCUAAAAAGGAAGCUAUCCCUACAGAAACCCGAGGACAGAGACCCCUGGAACUACGAGAGCCGACAGUUCACCCCCAACUCCAAACCUAACCCCAACUUCCAGAACCCUAACUCCAAACCUAACCCCAACUUCCAGAACCCUAACUCCAAUCCAAACCCCAACUUCCAGAACCCUAACUCCAAUCCAAACCCCAACUUCCAGAACCCCAACUCCAAACCUAACCCCAACUUCCAGAACCCUAACUCCAAACCUAACCCCAACUUCCAGAACCCUAACUCUAACCCUGACUUCCAGAACCCUAACCCCAACUUCCAGAACCCUAACUCUUACCCCAACCUCCAGAACCCCUAACUCUAACCCCAACUUCCAGAACCCUAACUCUAACCCCGACUUCCAGAACCCUAACCCCAACUUCCAGAACCCUAACUCCAACCCCAACUUCCAGAACCCUAACUCCAACCCCAACUUCCAGAACCCUAACUCCAACUCUAACCCCAACUUCCAGAGUUCUACCCCCACUACUAAUGCCACACUAGCCCAGGGGGGUUACACUGGAGGGGUUACCGUUUCCUCUAGCCCUAACCCCACUGACCCACAGCCCCCAGAGAUUAUACCUGGUUCCACCUACCCUGGUUCCACCUACCCUGGUUACACCUACCCUGGUUACACCUACCCUGGUUACACCUACCCUGGUUCAGGUUACGCUGGAGUUGUCAGUGUUAGUCAGUUCACUUCCAACUCCCCCAUUAACCCUAUCCCCAGCCCCAGUAACACACAGCCACAGGCAAGGUGGUCUGGGGGCAACUGGGGAACAGGCUACCCAGAGGCAGGCUACCCAGGGGCAGGCUAUGUUACAACGGGUCAGGCUGGUACUUCCUACCCUGGAGCUGUCUCUUCUGGAAGUGGAGCAGGCUACCCUGGAGUUCUGCUCUACCCAGAGAUGGGCUACUCAGACAUAGACUGCCGUGGACAGGCUUACCCUAGGUCUGUGACUGGACUCGGCUCUGCUGGGACUGUUAUGCCCCCAGGAAGCCUCUACUCUACCACACCAUCUCCAGCCAACCCCAGCUAUUUGGCCUUGACCCAGCCAUCACUUGACCCAGCCAGCUACUCCGCCUGGACUGCUACUGUCACCGGGGUUGCCAUUGAAACCAGCACAGCAGAGUAUCUGCCACGCACUCAGUGAGGACCACGCCGGCCUAGAUUUACUUAACGUGAAGCACUGACUGCUGGACAAUCGCUGGACUUGGAGGAGACGCACACACAUAUACACAUACACACACACACACAGAUUGAUGAAGUAACAUUUUGUUACCGAAUGUCAGUUUUAAAAUGAACGAUUCUUGGUUUUCCUCUAUUUUGUAUUACUUAAAGGUAACCCUCUUGGUUUUCCUCUAUUUUGUAUUACUUAAAGGUAACCCUCUUGGUUU